AUGAGCGGAGAAAAGAUCUACGAAGGCGUAUUCGCCGUCCACAAACCCCAAGGCGUCACCUCCGCCGACGUAAUCCGCACCCUGCAGAAACACUUCAACCCCUCCAAGCUCUUCGCCCCGUGGCUGGAGAGCGAGCGUGCGCGCCGCGACCGUGAGAACCAAUACCAGCGCCGGCGGCGGCGCCAGCAGCGGCUGGAGCUGAAGAUCGGCCACGGCGGCACGCUGGAUCCGCUGGCGACGGGCGUGCUGGUUGCGGGCGUCGGCAAGGGGACGAAAUUCCUGAACAAUUUUUUGGGAUGUACCAAGACCUACGAGACGGUGGUGCUAUUUGGCGCGGAGACGGACAGCUACGAUGUGAUGGGGAAGGUGGUGCGGCGGGCGCCGUACGAGCACGUCACGCGCGAGGCGGUCGAGAAGGCACUCGAGCAGUUCCGGGGCAAGAUCAUGCAGCGCCCGCCUAUAUUCAGUGCGUUGCGGGUGCAGGGGAAGCGAUUGUAUGAGUAUGCAAGGGAGGGUGUGGAGCCCCCCGUCGAGAUUAAGGCGCGGCCCGUCGAGGUGUUGGAUUUGAGGGUCGUCGAGUGGUUUGAGCCUGGCACCCAUGAGUAUCAAUGGCCCGAGGCGGAGGUCGAGGGUGAGGAGAGGGAGGUGGCAGAGCGGAUGUUGAAGAAGGAUGACGCUGUGCCUGCGGUGGAGGCUGCUGUUGCUGAGGGGGAGGGAACAGAGGCUGUUGCCGAGACAUCGGUUAAGCGUAAGGCUUCUGCCUCUCCUCCUCCUCCUCCUCCUCCUCCUCCUGCUGCUGCGGCUACUGAGAGCCCUCAAGUUGAGGAAGGUAGUAGUAGUGGUGCUGCUACUGCUGCUGCUGCUGCUACUACGGUGGCGGCCGAGGGUUCUAUGGAAGUCCCUGCCGCCAAGAAGGUGAAGGUGACUGAGGAAGGCGAAGGCGUGCCUGCGCAGUCCGAAGAGACGGCAGCGGAGCCCUCCAGCCCCGAGAAGAAUGUCACUUCAGCUCGGCCCCAGCCCGCCGCGGUCAAGAUCACCAUGACGGUCUCGUCUGGCUUCUACGUUCGCUCCUUGGCGCACGAUCUGGGUAAGGCCGUGGGCAGCUGUGGCAUGAUGAGCGCCCUGGUCCGCUCCCGCCAAGCCGACUUCGUUCUGGAGCCCGAAAAGGUGUUGGAGUACAAGGAUCUCGAGGCCGGCGAGGAGGUCUGGGGUCCCAAAGUGAAGCAGUUUCUGCAGGAGUGGGAAGACAAGAGAGCUGCUGAAAACGAGGCCGAGACAAGAUAA
Aspergillus saccharolyticus JOP 1030-1 is the source of this 1284-nucleotide messenger RNA. RefSeq names its product pseudouridine synthase PUS4. Gene Ontology annotation, biological process: tRNA modification; mRNA pseudouridine synthesis. The coding region runs from base 1 to 1284 and encodes 427 amino acids. Lineage: Eukaryota; Fungi; Ascomycota; Eurotiomycetes; Eurotiales; Aspergillaceae. Gene Ontology annotation, molecular function: pseudouridine synthase activity; RNA binding. Gene Ontology annotation, cellular component: mitochondrion. The record is from RefSeq and is a predicted model, not a curated record. The transcript is spliced from 2 exons.